Messenger RNA from Didymodactylos carnosus, 1332 nucleotides. The record is from the annotation of a GenBank genome assembly. Lineage: Eukaryota; Metazoa; Rotifera; Eurotatoria; Philodinida; Philodinidae.
AUGUUAGACAUUGAAUCAGCAAUCAACAAAUGGCGUGCUAAGUAUGGUGAUCAAUUUACUGUACGAAUAUUCGGUCGAUAUUUCACAUUUGUCACAAAGCAUUCUGAUUUGAAGAAAUACUACAAUGCUAGCGAAGAAAUGUUGAGUCUAUCAAGAGCAGGGCAGUUUAUCGUAGGUUCGGCAUAUCCUGAAAAUCAGUACUUGACUGAAUAUGAUACAAUACCCUACAUACAAAAUAUUCUGUCUUCGCAUCGUUUGAUUUAUAUGUCAUCGAAUAUUCAAGCUAUUGCACAUGAUUAUUUUAAUAAAAAUAACGGCAAAUUUUGGUUAGAAAACGGCGAUGAAGCUGUAGUUGAUUUAUUUGACUUUUUUUAUCGACUUAUUUUGCGUACGAAUUCGAUGAAUUUUAUAUCACGCCGCGUAUAUAAGGAUCACGUUGAGGAACUUAUUAAACUCUAUAUUAUCUUAGAUGUAGAAAAGAAUGCCCUAAAUCCAGUUGUGCACGGUCUCAAGCGGCGACUAGGACUCAAAAGUGACCGAGAUGCUGCAUGGGAACAUUGGGUACGUAUUAUGAUGCCAGACAUCGAACAAUGUUUGCAAAUGAUCGACGAUCACAUCGAACCAGCUAAUUACGAUACCGUAUACGAAACAGUGAAGUACGCAAAAGAGGAACUGGAAAAACGUGGAAAACCAUUUACACCUCGACUGGUUGCCUAUUUUACGUUCACCACUUUUUUUCCGGCACAAUUUAACACAUAUAUAACUGCAGCAUUUGUGAUUAUCGAAUGGAUUCGUCAUGAACACGAUGAAAUCGGACGACGAAUUCGAGAAGAAAUUGAUCGUGCACCACCAACAGGUGAAUUUACCAUUGAAUAUUUAAAUUCAAUGGAAUUCGUUCAAGCAUGUAUUUAUGAAGUGAUCAGAUUGGGUACUGAUUCUCAAUUGAGCUUGCGGCAUGCUGGACAAGAUGUUCUUCUAUCAAAUGAUAAAUAUAUCCCAUCGGGUAAUCUUGUUGCCAUCCCUGUAACUCGUGCUCAUGAUUUGUAUACGAAUCCUGACAAGUUUGAUCCCGAAAGACAUUUGGCACCGAGACAAGAGAAUAAGCGUGAUCCGUAUCGAGUGGCACCGUUUGGACGAGGUAAACAUCCUUGCACUGGAGAACGAUAUGUCAAAAUGCAAAUCAAAGUGUUGCUCAUUGCAUUGUCGAAAAUGUGCGAAAUGAAAAUCAUGCCAGAAUCAAUCAAUUUUGAAGCGACCAUCAACAGAAAACAGUUGGUAGGAUUAAGCCGUCCAACGAAACCCGUCUUCGUGAAAAUAUCUAAGCGAAAAUAA